Capsella rubella is the source of this 1435-nucleotide messenger RNA. Its product is annotated as pectinesterase QRT1. The transcript has 5 exons. Gene Ontology annotation, biological process: cell wall modification. Gene Ontology annotation, molecular function: pectinesterase activity. NCBI's taxonomy places the organism in Eukaryota, Viridiplantae, Streptophyta, Magnoliopsida, Brassicales, Brassicaceae. The record is from RefSeq and is a predicted model, not a curated record. The coding region runs from base 101 to 1246 and encodes 381 amino acids.
AACACGAAAAAACUCCCCCACACACGCUUCACUUUUUCCCUUCUUCUGAUUCCAACUUUUUUUUUCUUUUUGGUUUCAGCCUCCCUCUAACACAUUCCCCAUGAAAGUCGAGGCUUUUAUUCCCGCCGUAUUAUUGCUCUGUUUUGGAGUGAUGUUUGGUUUAAAGAGUUCGUGUGCGUUGCAGAUAGGUACCGAGCCGAGGAACUUCAUAAGUUGGGAAGAUUUGAGGGUUGUGGAAGAUGGAAGAACAGAGACGAGUUUUAGCGUUAAGGAGGAUACUAGUAAUUGGGUGAACACUAACGCUAAAGCUAAAGCUAAAGGCAACGCUACGAGCGUGAUCAGAGUGAUUGUGGUUGAUAAGAACGGAGGAGGAGACUCUGUUACAGUUCAAGGAGCUGUUGAUAUGGUUCCUUAUUCCAAUUCACAGAGAGUUAAAAUCUUCAUUCUUCCUGGGUUUUACAGGGAGAAGGUGUCUGUGCCGAGAUCAAAACCGUACAUUUCGUUCAUAGGUAAUGAGAGUUAUGCGGAAGAUACGGUGAUUAGUUGGAGCGAUAAAGCUUCGGACCUUGAUAGCGAUGGUAAAGAGCUCGGCACUUACAGAACCGCCUCUGUUUCCAUUGAAUCUGAUUUCUUCUGCGCUACUGCCAUCACUUUUGAGAACACGGUGGUGGCAGAGGCGGGAGAAAAAGGGAAGCAAGCGGUGGCGUUGAGAAUAAUAGGGGACAAAGCAGUGUUCUAUAAAGUUAGGGUUUUGGGAUCACAAGAUACUCUUUUUGAUGAGAGUGGAUCUCACUACUUCUACCAAUGCUAUAUCCAAGGAAACGUAGAUUUCAUCUUUGGCAACGGUAAAUCACUUUAUCAGGACUGUGAUAUCCACUCAACCGCAAAGAGAUAUGGCGCGAUCGCGGCUCAUCAUAGAGACUCCGAGACUGAAGAUACAGGGUUCUCGUUUGUGAACUGUGAUAUCAAUGGUACUGGGAUGGUUUAUCUGGGAAGAGCUUGGGGAAACUACUCAAGAACGGUUUACUCCAACUGUUUCAUAGCUGAUAUUAUCACUCCUGUGGGCUGGAGUGACUGGAAAGACCCUGAGAGGCAAAGGAAGGUGAUGUUUGGGGAGUACAAUUGCAGGGGAAGAGGGGCAGAAAGAGGAGGCCGAGCACCAUGGUCGAAGACACUUACCAGAGAUGAAGUGAAGCCUUUUCUGGGCAGAGAGUUCAUAUAUGGAGAUCAAUGGCUUAGACUCUAAAUUCUUUUUCUAACCGGAUCACAGUUGUCCAGCUAGCUAACAGGAGAUGAUGACCUAAUUAUACCCUCUAAUACAUUUGUAAUUAGUUUGAAUCUAAGCAGAGGGAAAUAGAAUCUGCAUGUUUUAACAAAUACAAAAGUACACUAAAUGAAACCCAGGUUUUGGUUUUAGAUAAACUUAAAUUUCUUA